This is a messenger RNA of Eutrema salsugineum, 1698 nucleotides long. RefSeq names its product flavin-containing monooxygenase FMO GS-OX4. The transcript has 7 exons. The coding region runs from base 69 to 1454 and encodes 461 amino acids. Gene Ontology annotation, molecular function: flavin adenine dinucleotide binding; N,N-dimethylaniline monooxygenase activity; NADP binding. NCBI's taxonomy places the organism in Eukaryota, Viridiplantae, Streptophyta, Magnoliopsida, Brassicales, Brassicaceae. The record is from RefSeq and is a predicted model, not a curated record.
CACAAAUCGUUCUUCACAUUAUUACCAAAAGAAAAAGAAAAAUACAAAGAACGAAUCAAAAUUUUACAAUGGCACCAGCUUCAAACCCAAUAAAAUAUCAACACGUGGCAGUGAUCGGAGCCGGAGCUUCCGGUUUAGUAGCGGCCAGAGAGCUCCGUCGGGAAGGUCACACAGCCGUCGUGUUUGACCGAGAGAAGCAAGUGGGAGGUCUCUGGAUUUACUCACCCAAAGCUGAGUCCGACCCGCUUGGUCUCGACCCGACCCGAUCCAUAGUCCACUCGAGCGUUUACGAGUCUCUCCGAACCAACCUCCCGAGAGAAUGUAUGGGUUUCAGGGAUUUUCCAUUCGUGCCACGUGGAGAUGACGUAGCAAGAGACCCGAGAAGGUAUCCGAGCCACAAAGAAGUCCUUGCGUACCUUGAGGACUUUGCUAGAGAGUUUAACAUAGAGGAGAUGAUCCGGUUCGAGACCGAGGUGGUUCGGGUUGAACCGGUUAAUGGAAAAUGGAGAGUCCGGUCUAAAAACUCUGGCGGUUUCUCCGAUGAUGAGAUUUUUGACGCCGUCGUCGUUUGCAGUGGACAUUUUACAGAACCAAGCGUUGCUCAAAUUAAUGGGAUAGAGUCAUGGCCGGGGAAGCAAAUCCACAGUCACAAUUACAGACGUCCUGAUCCAUUUAAAGAUGAGGUGGUGGUGGUGAUUGGAAAUUUUGCGAGUGGAGCCGAUAUUAGUAGAGACAUAUCUAAAGUUGCAAAAGAAGUCCACAUCGCAUCUAGAGCAGGUGGCCCCGAUACAUACGAAAAGCUUGCUGGACAUAAAAACAAUCUCUGGAUGCAUUCUCAGAUAGACAUCGCCCGCGAAGAUGGUUCGAUUGUUUUCCAAAAUGGGAAGGUGGUACAUGCCGAUACCAUUGUGCAUUGUACCGGGUAUAAGUAUUACUUCCCAUUUCUUGAAACCAGUGGUUAUAUGAGUGUUGAUGACAACCGUGUUGAGCCUCUCUACAAGCAUAUCUUCCCACCUGCGCUCGCUCCCGGACUUUCCUUCAUCGGUUUACCAGCAAUGGGUCUACAAUUCUAUAUGUUUGAGGUCCAAAGCAAAUGGGUAGCUGCUGUUUUGUCCGGACGAGUUACACUUCCUUCUAUAGACAAAAUGAUGGAAGAUAUGAUGUUAUCAUAUGAAACACAAGAAGCGUUAGGUAUUCCCAAAAGAUAUACACACAAGUUGGGUAAAUCUCAGUGCGAGUACCUCGAUUGGAUUGCAGAUCAAUGUGGAUUCCCACAUGUUGAACAUUGGAGGGAUCAAGAAGUAACUCGCGGUUACAAGAGACUUGUGGCUCAACCUGAAACUUUCCGUGACGAAUGGGAUGAUGAUGACCUCAUGGAAGAAGCAUACGAGGAUUUUACUAGGCAGAAUCUGAUUAGUUUCCAUUCUUCUCGUUUCCUCGAAUCCGGAAGAUGAUCGAUGCGUGAUUAUAAUGGUGUGUACUUGCUUGGAUUGUGGAGGCUUUGAAUUAUAAAAUAAUGUGGGAUUAGUUUUAAUAAAUUAUAAGAGUGUGAGGGUCAGCUAGGCAAAGGCUGCUCAUGCUGUUUGUUCUCUAGACUUAGCUUCUUGGUGCCUAAAAACUGUUUUUCAAGGAUCAAUAUGUUAAGAGCAAAAGUAUGUAAUUAAUUUCGAGAAGUGUCAAUUAAUCCUGGUUCAUUUA